GGUUUAUUAUCACAAACGCAUGGUAUAACCAUCGUUCUUAUUAUUUCGUAUUCAGUUAAAUCUGCUUUCUCCUUUAUUAUUACCUCCUCCAUCCGAGAUCGCAGACGUACGGUUGAAUAAUUAACAUCGCGUUUAUAACAUUGAAUAUAAAAAAAUUGCGAAUGCCACCGCAUUACCUUCUUUUACGGAUUGAAAUAUUGAAGGUUAAGCAUAAUAAUUUUCUGUAUUUCGUUGCUCCGGUUUGCAGGGAGAGUAAAUAAACAUGUUGGUGAAUUUUACAUUUGUGGGCCUACUAGCGCCGGUUUUUACCAUUUUCAACCAGGAUUUUUCAGUUAAUCUUGAUCGCAUUCCAAAAUAUGCUCAAUAUUUGAAAGAAUCUCGCUAUGAUGGUGUUUUAGUCGCAGCAACUAGUGGCGAAGGCACCUCCUUAUCAGUCAGAGAACGUAAGAAUCUUACAGAAGCAUGGGCAAGAGCUGUAAAAGAGACCAAACAACAUCUAAUGGUUCAAGUUGGUGGGGCUCCCAUACCUGAUGUUCUGGAACUGGCCAGGCAUGCAGAGAAAAUUGGAGUGGAUUCAAUUUUAACGCUGCCAGAGUUGUAUUUUAAACCGAAAACUGUGCAGGAGUUGAUAAAUUACAUGAAAUUUAUUAGUGCUGCAGCACCUAAUACUCCUUUAUUGUAUUAUCAUAAUAUUUUGGCAACUGGAAUUAAUAUUGACAUGGCGGAAUUUCUACGACAAUCCAAAGACCAAUUACCCAAUUUAGUAGGCAUAAAAUACACCUCAAACGACUUGGUCGGAGCCUAUGCAGCUUUAACCGAAGCUAGUUCUCAAGGCAAAACUGUAUUUAUGGGUGGCGACUAUUUGUUAGAGCCAGCGUUUGCAACUGGAUUUAAAUCAGCCAUUGCCACCUCUAUGAGUCCAUUUCCCAGCUACGCAGUGAAAAUGCUCGAGGCGAUACAGAAUUCCGAAAUUAAGACGGCCAUUGAACUGCAACAAAACCUCACCCGGAUUAUGGAUAUUUCCAAACGAUAUGGAUCAAAAGUAGCAACAAUGAAGCUGGCAAUGAAUUUGUUUACUCCAGUUAAUGUGGGAUUAGCCAGGCCUCCUCUGCAAAAUCCUAGCCCGGUGAACAUUGUUGAAAUGAGAACCGCUUUACAACCGUUUUUAUGAGGUAAUAAAUUGUACUGAAAAAUA
Molecule: messenger RNA, 1195 nt
Organism: Anthonomus grandis grandis
Lineage: Eukaryota; Metazoa; Arthropoda; Insecta; Coleoptera; Curculionidae
Product: N-acetylneuraminate lyase-like
Exons: 7
Coding region: 263-1171 (302 amino acids)
Biological process (GO): N-acetylneuraminate catabolic process
Molecular function (GO): 4-hydroxy-tetrahydrodipicolinate synthase activity; N-acetylneuraminate lyase activity
Source: RefSeq, a predicted model, not a curated record